GUUGACGGUUCGGUUGUCCUUCCUGUUUAGAAAAAAAUCCUAUUUUCACAUACUUAGGAGUGUGAGAAUUGAAAAUAAAGUCGUUCCAGCGCUUAAUAAUUACGUAUCGGUGCAUCAUGUGCUGAACUCAUUGUUGAACUACUGCUUAUCUCGGAUCGACGUAAUUAUUUAGGCAGCUAGUAAUUUUGAGCCUCUAAAAAUCCGAUCAAAAUUGCAUAACUAAUAAAUAUUGUAUCGUUAAAUUCAUUAUAUCUUUUAAUUCAUUUGAAACUGUGAUCUUUUUACUCCGUUUAAAAUUAGGAAACAGUUAUUCGUGGGCCAAACGGAUCCUAUGAAUCCUCUGCUGUGAUCAGUGAUAUUACCAUAUUUGGAAAACUAACCUAUGAUUCUGUUGUUUCUUUUUAAAAUGUGUCAUAUUUAAUAGGUGUUAUAUGUUAUCAAAUUAGUUGACAUAAUCGUAAUCAGGGAGUUAUUCAGUUAUCUAAAAACUAUUUAACCUUAAAUCUAAACUUGGACUACCUCAAUUUUGGAAAAGUGCUCGAUGAAAUGUUUAAACAAUCUCGAGGUACCUGCUAUGACUUAUCGGUAUCAUUAAUUGACAGAAUAACCAACUUUCGUCCAGUACAUUAAUGUCUUCGAUACAACCGACUGCAUCUGAUUCUGUUUAUUGCAAAAUGAGCUGCGUUUCAAUCCCGAGGUCCUACUCAUCCUUUCGACUCUAUAGGAAUGCCGGAAACAUCAUACCGAUGAAUUCUCCAGAAUUAAGUUGUUUGAAACUAAGUUAGUCUAGUCAAUCUAACAGAGACAAAUCUAAUUCAAAGACUAGAAUGAAUCUUUGAUAUCAAAUGACAGCAACUUCUAACAGCUUACGGUCUGUGUUUACCUGUUCUUGGUAAAUGUGUAGUGAUAAUAGCUAUUUUUAAUUUUCAUUUUUGUAAAGGUGAGAUAUAGACAGUCUGAAAUGCAGUUACAGAAAUCAUUAUUGUGAGUACGUUAAUAAUGCAAGCAAAGAAACGGUAUUUAUUGUUAUUUGUGACUUGCGCUUUUCUUGCUUAUUGUUACUUUGGUGGAUAUCGGUUAAAAAGUGAAGGAUGGGCUGCUGUUCGGAAACAGCAACCCUACGAAAGGUUACCUUCGUACUUAACUUUAAACGAAGAGUUUUAUGACAAAGACUUGAAAAACACAGGAAUCAGCAGCUUACUCCUCGCAUCACAUAAUCCAAAACAUUGUCGCAUGGAAACGUGCUUCGAUUACACAAAAUGCAAGCAAGGAUUCACCGUUUAUGUUUAUCCGGUAGAAGACAUGAUAAGUCCUCUUUAUCAGAAAAUAUUGAACGUGAUCACGGAGUCUCGUUAUUAUACAACAGAUCCUUCACGAGCCUGUAUUUUUGUCCUGGGUCUCGAUACCCUUGACAGAGAUCCAUUAUCCACAGAAUUUGCACAUAAUCUUCCGUCCAAACUUCUGCGUCUGCCUCAUUGGAACAAUGGAAGGAAUCAUUUAAUUUUUAAUCUAUAUUCAGGAACUUGGCCCGAUUAUGCCGAGGAAUCAUUAAGCUUUGAUCUCGGCUAUGCAAUUUUAGCUAAAGCGAGUAUGUCUCAAUUCAAACUGCGUCCAAAUUUUGACAUAUCAAUUCCACUGUUCGGUAAACAGCAUCCUGAAAGAGGAGGAGAACCAGGUCAGGCUCCAGAAAAUCAUUUCCCUAGCAAUAAAAAAUAUGUCGCAGCUUUCAAAGGAAAGCGAUAUGUACAUGGCAUUGGAUCUGAAACACGAAACGCACUUUAUCAUCUUCACAAUGGAAAGGAUUUAGUGUUUGUAACGACAUGUAGACAUGGGAAGUCUUGGAGGGAAUUACAAGACGAGCAUUGUCAGCAGGAUAACCAGGAGUAUGAUAUGUACGACUAUGAGAUCCUGUUGAUGAAUUCUACAUUCUGUCUAGUACCACGUGGAAGGCGACUCGGCAGCUUUAGAUUUUUAGAAGCUUUGAGGGCAGGCUGCAUUCCAGUAAUUCUAAGUAACGGUUGGGCCCUACCAUUUCACGAACAAAUCGAUUGGGAACAGGCGGUCAUAUUUUCGGACGAGCGUCUCCUACUCCAGAUUCCUGAUAUUGUGCGGUCGGUUUCUAAUACAGAAGUCUUGAAGUUCAGGCAGCAGACGCAGUUUUUGUGGGAACGUUAUUUUUCAUCCAUUGAAAAGAUUAUUUUCACUGUAUUUGAGACACUCCGAGAGAGACUGCCUUGGGAGGGAAAGCGAGAAGGUUCGGUAUGGAAUUCAGGACCUGGAGCUUUGGUGACGCUACCUCAGUUUACCGAUAGUCGACAAGAACUUCCUUUCUCAAAUUGUGAUCCUGGAAAUACGUUUACUGCCAUAAUAUACUCACAGCUAGGAUCCACCGCAGUUCUUUACCGUCUUUUAAGGAGUGUGGCUAGAAGUAAAUACUUGGAUAAGAUCAUAUUGAUGUGGAAUACAGACAUUCCAUUACCCAGAAGACCUCGUUGGCAGGGUAUAAAAGCAUCGAUAAAUAUCGUAUCUGCCGAUGGAAUAUCAAAUCGUUUCUAUCCUCAUAAAUUAAUAACAACCAGCGCUGUACUAUCUCUAGACGAAGAUGCAAUUCUCAACAGCGACGAGAUAGAUUUCGCAUUCACCGUUUGGCGUUACUUUCCCGACAGGAUUGUCGGUUAUCCCGCAAGGUCACAUUAUUGGGACGACUCUAAGCGAUCCUGGGGCUACACCAGUAAAUGGACAAACGAUUACAGUAUUAUAUUGACAGGUGCAGCAUUUUACCACCGGUAUUAUAAUACUCUUUAUACGGAGCAUCUUAGUUCUACUCUCCACAAAACAGUUGAACAAUCACAGAAUUGCGAAGAUAUAUUGAUGAACUUUUUAGUAAGUCACGUCACGAGGCGUCCACCGAUAAAAGUUACUCAACGUAAGCUUUACAAAGACACAACAGUUGGCAUAAGAUCGCCAUGGAAUGAUCCAGACCAUUUUAUACAAAGACAAACGUGCAUGAACACCUUUGUCGCUGUUUUUGGAUACAUGCCGUUGCUACGCUCCAAUAUGAGAUUGGAUCCGGUUCUAUUCAAAGAUUCUGUUAGCAAUCUGCGUAAAAAAUACAGGCAAAUCGAACUGGUCAGUAACUAACGCUAUAUUUAUUUACAAAUAUGCCAUUGUUUCCAAAAAGCAGACAAGUAAUACAUAACUAUUUACGUACAUAAAUAAUGUGUAUUAUCCUAUGGAUUUUUAUACCGAUCAAACUUCGUGCAAUUUCUUUUCUUCUUCUUUUGCAAUCGAUUGAUCUUAUACCAUACCCUAUUGUAAAUAAAUGAAUCUUUCCCUUGCAAUGUAAUCAUAUUCAGAAUUCUCUGAUAAGUGUACAUAUUCAAUUGUCUAGCAUUCGCUGUCCCAGUAGACAUUUUUCUUUUUAUCUUCUUUUGUCUUUUACUUUUCUACAACCACCUAUAAAAUGCAUAAAUCAACUAUUGCUCUCUAAACUGAUGAAUAUGCUACGAACACCGCAACUCAACAAGUUGUUCGAUGUAUCAGUUUUCAUUCUGAAUUCAAGAUAUGAUCCCCUUGAUCGUUUACCGAAUUAAAAUUAUCUGUGCAUACAAAAAUAAAUCAACGCGACUGGAUGUCGUGAUUUUUUCUUGCUCGAAUCUUUUCUUACUUCACGAGUCACUUGACCAAAAAUUAUACCUCUGGGUAUAAUCAAAGCUCAAACAAUUAUGAUGUACGUGUAAAUAAUCCGAUCUUUUCCAAUUUGGAGCGGAAACGCGAUUCUAAUCCUCUUUUUUUUCUUAUUCUCUACGACAGCGACGAAAUGAAUUUUAUAAUUAAUGUGAAAAACUUACAGGGAUCGUGUACAGAUUUAAUUAUUUACUUUCAGUUUUUAUUUCUCCUUGUAUUGUAAAAUUUAUUUUUUUAUUGUUAUUUAUUAUUACCACCUGUAUAUCAUCUUAGGAUGAUAUUCCGGUCAUAAAUGUGAAACAGAAAACUAGAGAAAAAAGACAAAGCAUCGCCUUGCAUCGCCUACAUUCUUCAUUUUCACUUUGUUCUUAUUUCCAAUGAUGAAAAUAUUAAAAUAUUUCCAGCAUCAUUGAAAUGAUUGAGAGGUCUCAAUAAUUAUGUGAAAACAUAAUAAAAAUUAAAAAAUCGAGAUCAAUACCAAGCAAUACUUCUAUACAUACAUAUAGUAUAAUAUUUGCAUUUCCUAGUAUAAUGACAUCAACUGUUGAAAUAAUAUUAUGACUUUUGAAAAAAAAAUGCCAGUAAAACGCACAGGUCCGAUGGGUCUGACGAUAUCAUGAUCGCGAAGAUGAUUAUCAUCGUUAUUAAUGUUAUUGUUGGUAUUACUAUUACGACUACCACUACUAUUAUUAUUAUUAUAAUUACUAUUAUUAUUAUGAUUUUUUUUCGAAAAACCGCAAAAAUUUAUAUUAAGAAUUUUACUACAUUUUUUUCAGAACCGAAAACAAAUGAAACUGGAUUUUCAAUCAUUACAUUUUCGUAACAAUAUCUUAAUAUUACUAGACAAGUUCAGGGGUGAAAUAAUUGAUUCAUGAGCAGUUGUUUUCCGUUUGAACUUUCUUCACAAGUAUUUAUACUUUGCCGUAUCAGGUCAACAAGUGAGGCAUGACAAUUUGGAUCAAUUUCGUUCAUUAUUAUCCAUUCAUGUUUUUUGUUCAAAGCCUGAAUCAAUUAAAUUAGGUUUCUGAUCAAAAUUGAUCAAAAUUAUGUACACCUAGAAUCAAAUGUGAUGAAUAAUAAUAUUUUAUGGAGAAAAAAGCCAUUUAUAAGGAAUAAGAUGUUGAAUUAUUUGAAGUUGUGCCAUAGUCGCAGGUUGGUGCGAAAAAAAUAGUGAGAGAAAGGCCAAUAUGUGCUUCAUUGGGAAACUAUAAAUUAUUUCAUUUUCGUAACAAUCGAUCACUGUGUAUUGUGACAUAAUUGAAUGCGGACGGUUUUUAUUCACUAUCAAUUACGGUGAAAUGCUUAUUUUAAACCGCUAAUGAAAAUAAUGUUUAUAAUUAAAGGCUUGAAAGACGACAGCUGUCACGUAUCAUUCUAUGCAACCUUUUUUGGUUGAAAAUCAGAAAAAAAAUCAAACGAAACAUAAAGAAAUAACACAUGAUUAGAUUCCUGUACGAUUCUGCAAACGUAAUCAACGACGACUUUGCUGCAUUUAACCAUAUUUCAUUUCACAUAAUUACAUACGUACCUACAUGUACAGGUAUAAAUUCAUAUACAUUUAUCCUAAAAUGUGUGUACAUAUAGUGGUAAAGGGUAUGUAUUGUAUGUAUCUCGUUAUACACACACGUAGGUGUGUAUGCAUGUGUGACAUGUAUAAUAAAUAUAAUUAUAUUGUGUGUAUCCCAUGCAUAUGAAUCACACACAAAGUUGUACAAAAUGUAACAAACAAUUAAGCCGCAGUAAGCUGGAAAAAAGGAAAAGAAUUUAAUAAAUAACGACCUCUUAAUGGGUUUUGUACUAUUCA
This is a messenger RNA of Athalia rosae (coleseed sawfly), 5491 nucleotides long. It is a transcript of the gene ttv, whose product is annotated as exostosin-1. The record is from RefSeq and is a predicted model, not a curated record. Gene Ontology annotation, molecular function: glycosyltransferase activity. The transcript is spliced from 9 exons. Gene Ontology annotation, cellular component: membrane. NCBI's taxonomy places the organism in Eukaryota, Metazoa, Arthropoda, Insecta, Hymenoptera, Athaliidae. The coding region runs from base 1000 to 3141 and encodes 713 amino acids.